AACAUGGCAGAUAUUAAUUUAGAUACUUUUAUCCUGAAAAUGCAAGAUGUGAACGCGGUGAAGUUUGGGAAAUAUAAACUCAAAAGUGGCAUAUGGACGCCUAUUUACAUCGACCUGAGGGUCCUCGUGUCCCACCCGUUGCUUCUCAAUCAGAUGUCCAAGUUCAUCUACCAAAGAGCUCAAGAUGAGAAUCUCAAGUUCGACUUGCUUUGUGGUGUCCCAUACACUGCAUUGCCUAUCGCUACCAUCAUCUGCUCCACGCACGAGCUGCCUAUGCUCAUCAGGCGCAAGGAAGCGAAAGACUACGGAACCAAACGUCUGGUUGAGGGCUCAUUUAAAGAGGGAGAUACGUGCCUCAUCAUUGAAGACACAGUGACCAGCGGUGCCAGCAUCCUGGAAACAGCAGAAGUGCUGUACAAAGAAGGACUGAAGGUGACGGACGCCAUCGUGUUGAUGGACCGAGAACAAGGCGCAGUAGACAUGCUGGCUUCCAAGGGUAUCAGGCUUCAUCCCAUCAUCUCCAUGUUCAAGCUGCUGGACGUGCUUAAGGCCUCGGAACGCAUUGACGCGUCUACGGCGCAGAGUGUGCGCGAGUUCAUCUUGGCUAACAACACUUUUAAGCCUAAUAAGGAGAAUGGCAAUGAUGUGCCGGCAUCCAAGAAGCAAUGUGUGGAACGAGAGCUAAGCUAUGAAGAUAGAGCCAAACUUCCGAAUGUUCACCCUGUGGCGUCGAAGCUGUUGAACGUAAUGGCGGCCAAGCAGUCCAACCUUUGCUUGUCUGCCGAUGUCACCGGCACCGAGGAGCUGCUCCAGCUAGCUGACAUGCUGGGUCCCAAGAUUUGCUUACUUAAAACCCACGUAGAUAUCUUGAAGGACUUUACUGAAGCUUUCAGUGAGAAGCUGCAGGCUGUUUCUGAGAAGCACAACUUCCUCAUAUUUGAAGAUCGCAAAUUUGCUGAUAUUGGGAACACGGUUAAACACCAAUAUGAAGGCGGAUUGUACAGGAUCUCUUCAUGGUCGCACGUGGUGAAUGCUCACGCUGUGCCGGGGGCCGGCGUCGUGAGCGGCCUGGCUUCUGUCGGGACACCCAUGGGUCGAGGCUGUCUGCUAAUUGCGCAGAUGAGCUCACGGGGCUCGCUGGCUACGGGCACCUACACCGAGGCGGUGGUGAAAAUGGCUGAGGAGCAUUCAGACUUUGUAAUGGGCUUCAUCUGCGGGUCAAAGGUCACAAAGAGACCUGAGUUCAUCCAUAUGACGCCAGGCGUGCAAAUGAAAGCUGGAGGAGACAUGUUGGGCCAGCAGUACACAACUCCUGAGGAGGUCAUCUUCGAAAAGGGCUGUGAUGUCAUCAUCGUUGGACGCGGCAUCCUGGAAGCGUCGGAUAGGCCGGGCGCCGCCGAGGCUUACAGGAAGUCAGGCUGGGAGGCGUACACGCGCAGGAUGGCCAAGAGUGGACAAUAG
This is a messenger RNA of Nerophis lumbriciformis (worm pipefish), 1461 nucleotides long. The record is from RefSeq and is a predicted model, not a curated record. NCBI's taxonomy places the organism in Eukaryota, Metazoa, Chordata, Actinopteri, Syngnathiformes, Syngnathidae.